CCCGGCGGUCCCAAGCUAGGAGUGAGUUGCGCCUUCGUCCUGUCCCACCACUCCACUUCCACCACUCGAUCAGCGAAGUACGUCUGAAGCGCGCCCACCGCCGUCUCCCCAACAUCAUCGCCUCCCUCCGGCUCUACUAUACCGGCCGAUCCCCGAGCUCGACCUCUCGUUCCAUCCACCCCGCAAGCGGCGAGGCUACCAUCGAUCGGCGGCACGGGCCAGCUUCACCCCGCACCCCAGCAUCUAACCCACUAUGUUUGAAAAGUCGCUAUACGACCUGAUCCGCGGACUGCGGUCCAACAAGGGCAACGAGCGGAACUACAUGCUCGAGAGUCUCAAGGAAUGCCGGGCAGAAGCGAAAUCGCAAGACCUGGACAUCAAAGCGACCGCGAUCCUGAAGCUGAUCUACCUCGACAUGUUCGGGCACGACAUGUCGUGGGCCAGCUUCCACGUCCUCGAGGUCAUGAGCUCGCCCAAAUUCCGGCAGAAACGUGUGGGGUAUCUGGCGGCAGUGCAGAGCUUUAGGCUAGAGACCGAUGUAUUAAUGUUGACCACAAAUUUGAUCAAGAAAGACCUCUUCUCCCCCUCCGUUCCAGAGAUGUCACUCGCCAUGAACGGGCUCUCGCACAUAGUCUCUCCAUCGCUGGCGGCAGAUCUAGCACCCGACCUGGUCUCGAAACUCACGCAUUCGUCACCGCACGUGCGAAAGAAGGCGAUCCCAGUGCUAUACAAGUGCUUCCUACAGUCGCCGGAGCUGCUACGUACGUGCUGGCCGCGGUUGCGGGAGUGUCUGAACGAUGAGGAUAGCAGCGUGGUGUCGGCUACGGUCAAUGUCGUCUGCGAGCUGGCAAGGAGGAACCCAAAAAAUUAUCUGCCGCUGGCUCCGCAGCUGUUUAAGCUCCUGACUGAUGGGGGGAACAACUGGAUGACCAUCAAGCUCAUCAAGCUGUUCGCAACUUUGACACCAUUAGAACCGCGCCUGGUCAAGAAAUUGGUCCCGCCUAUCACUAAUCUGAUCCGAACCACACCAGCUAUGUCUCUGCUCUACGAGUGUAUAAGCGGUCUGAUUAGUGGCGGCCUACUGGAGAGUAUGAAAGAUACGGAUGAAGGCGAAGAGCUGGCUUCCGUCUGCGUGACCAAGCUGCGUGGGUUUUUGGUCGAAGGUGACAGCAACUUGAAAUACGUGGGACUGAUAGCAUUGACAAAACUCGUCAAGACCCACGCACACCUUGUCUGUCUACACCAUGACGUGGUCCUAGACUGCAUCGACGACGACGAUAUCUCCAUCCGAUACCGCGCGCUCGAACUAGUCGUCGGGAUGGUAAACUCGGAUACGCUCUCGACGAUCGUGGGGAAGCUGAUGCGGCAACUGAAACCCACGGCCAACCAGGAGUUCGUAGAGCUGGAGGGGGCUGAGGAGAUUCCCAGCGAGGAUGAGGACGAUAUGGAGGAACAAGUGAUGCACCCUCGGAAAGUCAAGAAGGGCGAGAUGGCGCCGUUGGAGCUUCCAGAGGAUUACAAGCACGCGAUUAUCACUAGGAUCUUGGAGAUGUGCAGUCGGGAGAUGUACGUCAAUAUCUCGGAUUUCGAAUGGUACAUCGAUGUGCUUCUGCAGCUUGUGCGAUACGCACCAGCUGUUCAGGUAGUCGAUGCUGGCGCCGAUGAGGAGGAGGGGCAGGAGGACGAACAGGAGGAGCUGAUCAGGAGACGAGACGUUGGUGAGAAUAUCGGGAAAGAGCUGCGGAACGUGGCUAUCAGAGUCAAAUCUGUCCGUCAGGAGGCUGUGAGAUGUGCAGAGAUGCUGGUCAGCGGACGGGAUGGUGUCUUCCCGGCGGCUGGUGGUGGUGGAAAGCGAGUGCUGGGAGCUGCUGGAUGGAUCGUCGGAGAAUACGCAAGUCUGCUCACCGAUCCAGCCUCGACAUUUGACGCUCUAGUCCAGGCCUCAUCGAGAUACCUCCCGUCCGAUAUCCUCGCCGUCUACAUCCAAGCCAUCGCAAAGAUCUAUGCAGCACUCACGGGCUCCGACAGCAUUUCCUGGGUUCCUGAGCGCAAGGCCUACGUGACGCUCCUCACCGAGCGUAUAAUACGCUUCCUUGAGCCACUCGCUACCUCCCCUAAUCUCGAAGUGCAAGAGCGCGCUGUCGAGUUCCUAGAACUCUUCCGUCUCGCCCUCGAGGCCAUAGCCGCCCAACCCGCAUCCUUCGACACAGACACAGAACAAUACGAUCCUCCCCUCCUCCUCACCCAGGCCAUACCCUCCCUCUUCUACGGCCAAGAACUAAACCCCGUUGCGCAACGCGCACAACGCAAAGUCCCGCUUCCCCCGGGCCUAGACCUGGACGAAGCCAUCAACCCGAACCUCGCGGACCUCAUUGUCGCCGCAGAUUACAACCCCACGCUCGCCGGCGAAGACGACAAAGAGGACGAAGACUUCCGCGCAUACUACUACACGAAGCCCUCCGCCACUGCCACCAAGUCCUCCCAGCCCGCCUCCCUAGGAAUCGACUCUGCCGCUGCCACCAAAGCCGCGGUGCCCGGCUCGUACCAGAACGUGGCGGAAGAAGACUACCUGGACGCCGACAUCCUCGCCCGUCGCCGCCGCGAGCGCCAGGAACGGAAUCGUGAUGAUCCAUUCUACAUCUUUGCCCCCGGCGAGACCGACGGAGUGACGGAUGCCGACCUGGAAGCCAUUCCCGUGCUGGAGCUGAAGCUCGAUGAUCUUCCGCACCCCCUUCCCGCCGCGACACAGCCAAGGGAGCGAGAGCGCAUUCAGAUCGUUGGUGAUGAGGGCCUGGAUGGCGACGAUGGCGAGGAGGAGGAGGAGCAGGAGGAGGAGCAGGUCGUCGGCAGGAGAAAGAGGAAGGGGAAGGGAUUACUCCAGGUCGACGCGAGCGGGCUGGUCGGCUACUCGCUCGAGGGCGAGGGCGUCGAAGACGUUAAGCGCGAGGAGGCGCGGGCGGCGCGGAAGGAGGUCGACAGGUUACGGAAAGAGAUGGAGGCCGCUGCGGAGCGCAUAGCCGCGCAGAGAAAGAGUCUGGAGAUGGUCGAGAAGAAGAAGAAGAAACCGAAGAAAGAGGGGGAGGUGGUCAAGAAGAAGGGGAAGAAGAAGGCGAAGGACGCAGAUGCAGGCAAAGAGGGAGAGAAGGAGGCGGAGGGAGACGUAAAGAAAAAGAAAAAGAAGAAGAGUAAGAAGGCUGAAACGGCGCCCGAUACUUCUUCACCUCUUCCUGCUUCCGCCGCUGCUGUGGCGGCUUCAUGAGUUGUGCGGUGCUGGUUUAAUUUUGGCUCUAUUACCUGUACUGUACUCAUACAUUCUUGCCUUCACAAGUCUUACCGUUACCGUUGCAAACUAUCCGCAUUGUGCAUCCACCGCCGUUUCGCUUAAAAUAUUUUUUUCAAACUACUAGCCCAAAGACCAAAGACGUUGUCGAUU
Molecule: messenger RNA, 3433 nt
Organism: Tricharina praecox
Lineage: Eukaryota; Fungi; Ascomycota; Pezizomycetes; Pezizales; Pyronemataceae
Product: adaptin N terminal region-domain-containing protein
Exons: 4
Coding region: 254-3259 (1001 amino acids)
Biological process (GO): protein targeting to vacuole; Golgi to vacuole transport
Cellular component (GO): membrane coat; endosome membrane; AP-3 adaptor complex
Source: RefSeq, a predicted model, not a curated record